Messenger RNA from Cornus florida, 1455 nucleotides. RefSeq lists its product as uncharacterized. The transcript is spliced from 3 exons. Bases 294 to 812 code for a protein of 172 amino acids. The record is from RefSeq and is a predicted model, not a curated record. Lineage: Eukaryota; Viridiplantae; Streptophyta; Magnoliopsida; Cornales; Cornaceae.
UUACAUUAUUGAUGAGAGAGCAUAGAACAAUCACACGGCUUCCAACGUACAAGAAACUGCCUCUCUCUCUCUCUAACUUUCUCUCUCUAAACUGACCUCGUCUGGUUGAGGACAAACUGGGCUUCGAAUUGGAUGGCCAAUUUGGUUUUGUCUAAGCUGUGAAGGCUCUGAUUAUCUGAGUUUUUGCUUCGGAGGAUUAAUUGUGGAUCAAUCUUCUGUCUCAUCCUUCAUUGAAUCUGCCUGCAUUUUCUUUUCCAAUUCUGUUGCGGGUGCAACGGUUUUUGGGUGUAUUUAUGGCUGUCACAUUUACACAUUUGUCUUGGUGGUUGUGGAGUGGAAAGCAUCAAGAGCCUAAAAUAUCCAAUGGGUCUUCUUUGAAUUCUUCACCCGAUUCGGGCAUGUUGGAACUGGAUACGGUUAAAUUCCCUUUGGUUAGUAGGGGAAAUAUGGCUCCCCCAUCUAGAAGGGUUAAGCGAAGAUGGCAUAGUCGGGAAGAACGAAAAAUUGACAGGGAAUAUGAUGUUGUUCUGGUGCCAUCAGAUGGAGGAUGUGUGUCUGGGUCCGAGUCCGAUGACUCGGAUUGGUCCAUAGGAUGGUUGGAGCCUCACGGCCCUGGUUUCCAGAGCGAUGAUGAUUCAGAGGAUAGUUAUGCUGUGCUGGUUCCUUGCUAUGGACGUGGUCACGAGGAUAUGGAGGAGAAUUCAAAGGCCAGAUUUUGGGAUACCAUUGGCAUAGGGAACAUCCCUGAUAUUUAUGAUAAUGAGGGCAAGAAGUAUAUGGAACAGUGGCUCUCUUCUCUCCAGAAUAGCUGACAUCAAGAGUGCUCUUGGUCUAAAUAUCAGAUCUUUGUUACACCGUCUGUUCUCCUUGGUUAUCUUUGAGACGAACUUAUUCCAUUAUCUUUGUCACUGCAAUUGAAAGAGAAGAAGGAGAAAUCUAUAAUAAUAAAAAUUAAAUAAAAAAAAAAAAAAAAAAGAGGAGGGAAAAAAAAAAAAAAAAAAAAAGACUGGUUUAUUGUAAGAUUACUAGUAGAAGAGGAUUGGCUUAUGUUGGUGUUCCAGCUAAUAUUUUCUGGAGAAGAAUGAGCAGAAGAUUGCGGAAUCAUGGUGCCUGAAAAUCAUUUGCAUCCAGAGUUAACUGCAAAGUAAUGACCCCUGGUUAUCUCCAGAUUGAUGUAAGGUGUGAAUACCGUGUGAUAUGAACUGCCAAGCAAAAAGGAAAAAAAAGGAAAAAGAAAAGUAGGCUUGUGUUUAUGCGUGGUUGAUUGCAUAUUCUUUGAUGUAAAUAUGGUUGGUUGUGUAUAUAAAAAGUAGGUUGAUGCUGUAUUUUAUUGUCACUGUAAAUAUUCUGAACAUCGAAAAAGAAAAAAGAAAAAAAUUGACUGUAAAUAAUAUGACUAUGUAUUAUGUUGUUACUGCUGUAAAUAAAAUCUCUGCUGUUGAUAACUGUAAAUAA